AUCAUAAGAUAGGAUUGAUAAGUAGAAGAAACAGUGCAGCGGAGGAGAAGACUGUGGAACUGUACAUACCUGAGGAGACCUGUCACACACUGACAAGGGACGUCUGACUGAGGUGUCCCCUCAUGAUGGAGUCAGCAGAGCCAUUGUGCCUCCUUCAUCGCCUCUACAUCUACGCCAUCCAUGGCUACGUGUGUGAAGUCCUCUUCACUGCUUUCUACGACUUUAUAGCCCUCAGAGACUGGAGGUUUCGAGGUGUCUCCAGUGUCUGGGCACUCUUUAUUUAUGGAGUUGCCAUGCUGGGGGUUGAGCAUAUGUACCUAGCUUUGAGACUCCACUGUGGCUUCAUUCUACGUUCCCUCCUGUACACCAUUUGGGUGUAUCUGUGCGAGUUUAGCUCUGGAUGGUUGCUGAAGCGUUUGGGUGCCUGCCCCUGGGACUACAGCCACUUUAAAUACAACUUUAAGGGCCUGAUUACGUUGGAGUAUGCCCCCUUCUGGUUAAUCGGAUGUAUCAUGCUUGAGAAAGUGCUCAUUUGGCACACGUUACGUUUGCGUCUGGAUGGAAAUUGGGAGCCAGAGUUAGGAAGCUUGAUGAUGGACUAGAUGUUCUUUUCGUGUUGGUCAGAGAGUAGAGAUGUUACCUCCUGCAACUACUGUGAUGUGAGAGAAUAAAAGGGACAUUUAGCCAGAGGACUGUGAGGGUCUAUAAGAAAACCACUAUGUAAAGAGGUCUCAGGGACUAGCGAGACUGCCUUCCUCUCGCUCUCCACAAUUACAAGUCAUGAAAGGUUGAACUUUAUAGACCUGUGUCCGUUCUUAUUGCACUACGGUACUAUGAGUGUUUCCAGCGUUGUACUUGAUGUGUCCUUCACCAUUACAGCACUUUCCAAGUAACAUAUCGUGAAGACACCAUGAACGUCCCAGCUGAUGAGAUGAGGGACCCUUACACUAUGACAUUAGUAGCCUCACAGAUGUAUGUUUUUAUGUUUUUAUAUUUAUAUAGAGAUUAGUUUACAGCGCACUUUACAGUGGAGGUCAUUAAAAAUAUAUAGAAUGUAAGAUAUACGUUUGUUACACCUUUAUUUUAUUUUACUGUGAUCUGCAAUAGUUACUGCUGCCCACUAGCCACCAAUGAUAGAAAGGCUUCUUUGUCUAUGAACAGAUGUAAUGUGAAUAUAUAUAUAUAUAUAUAUAUAUAUAUAUUGUUGGCUUAGUGUAAUGAUUUGCUAGCUAAACUUUACUAUUACAUAGCGACUGAGGUUUUGGCCAACUGGCACACAGACACAGCAGGGCAGCAUUGUAGGCCCUGGGCAAAGCAAUACACUGGGCUCCUACACACCCUUUCAAGAGAAUAUAUAAACAAAACAAAAAAACAACUUACCACUCCUGUGGUCCUGUACUGUCUCUCCACGUGCUUCCAUACAGUGAAUGGCUGUCAGCACUAUGAUAGCUCCAACUAUCCACCAAUCAGCAUGCUGACAGACAUUCACUGUCUGGCUGCAGGCUGGGAGGCGGGUAGAGAAUGCUGCACUCUGAUUGGUGGAUAGCUCCAACCAUCCAACAAUCAGCAUGCUGUCAGCCAUUCACUGUCUGGCUGCAGGCUGGGAGGCAGCUAGAGAAUGCUGUAUUCUGAUUGGUGGAUAGCUCCAGCCAUCCACCAAUCAGCAUGCUGUCAGCCAUUCACUGUCUGGCUGCAAGCUGGGAGGCAGGUAGAGAAUGCUGCAGUCUGAUUGGUGGAUAGCUCUAGCCAUCCACCAAUCGGCAUGCUGUCAGCCAAUCACUGGCUGCAAGCUGGGAGGCAGGUAGAGAAUGCUGCACUCUGAUUGGUGGAUAGCUCCAGCCAUCCACCAAUCAGCAUGCUGACAGCCAUUCACUGUCUGGCUGCAGACUGGGAGGCUGCUAGAGAAUGCUGCCUGUCUUCUCUCAUUGUGUGUAAUUCACAAUAAGAGCGUCUGGACUGUAUUCUCUACCUGCCUCCCAAGAAGCUCUGGAGGCACCAACCUGCCCCUGUUCAAAGGCCCAUAAAAUCGUGGGGCCCUGGGCAGAUGCCCAGUGUGCCUGUACAUUAGGAUGGCAGUGGACAUAGUCUAUGUGGCAAUAUAAUUAGCACACCGCCUGAUCACGACAUAAUGGCGUUGUAAUUGACUGAUCCUUUUCCUCAACGCUCAGGCCAACCUGCUGUAUUAGCCUUUAAGGGAGAUGUAUCAAAGAUUAGAGAGAGGUGAAGUUUAGACAUUGCCCAUAGCAUCCAUCAGCUUGUAGGCAAUCAGCUUCUAGGAAUCAUUUAUCAAACACCGUCUAUAAAAUGUCAGUUAAAAUCUGAUUGAUUGAUUGAUUGAUUGAUUGAUUGAUAGAUAUGGGCAACUUCUGCGCUUUAUCUCUCUGGAAGGAUUGAUACAUCUCACCCUUUGUGUGGCCACUAUUAGGCGUAAGAUGACAAUAUUAGCACAUUUCCUGUAGACAGCUUUUUAAACGUUGAUAUUUUCUGCCGCUCAAGAAAUGUUAAAGCAACACCCCCUUCCCAUCACCUAGUGCUAUGGGUAGAGGCAAUCAGUGGGACAUCAACGAUCCUGCAACCACUAUUGUACUUAGGGGGACAUUUACUAAGCAGUGAUGAGAGCAGAGAAGUGAACCAGUGGAGAAGCAGCUCUGUAUAAUUUUAUAGUAUGCAAAUUAUAGCUGUUACUUCAGCGCUGAUUGGUUGCCAUGGGCAACUUCUCCACUGGCUCACUUCUCCUCUCUUAUCACUGCUUAGUAAAUGUCCCCCUUAAGGUGGGUACACACUGGAAGAUAUAUCUGCCGAUCAAUUGAUCGGCAUAUAUAUCUAUGGACGGAUCGGGCAGUGUGCUGUGCAUACACACUGCCCGAUCCGUCGGGGACUGACAUCAUGAACUGGGCGGGCAUGUACACACGCCCACCCAGUUCAGCUGUCAAUCACCGCCGGCCGUCGCAGCAUGUGUACGGUUGGUCGGCCGACCGCCUAUACACACACAGUGACGCGCCAAUAUAUCGGUAGAUAUAUUGGCCGUCGGCUGUGCUGCGGGGCUGACCCGAUACGUCUGUGAAUGACGGAGUUCACAGACGUAUCGGCCGUACACACUGGCCGACGGACCCGCGAUAUAUCGGCCGUUCAAGAGAACGGCCAAUAUAUCGGCCAGUGUGUAACCACCUUUAGAGUUCUAGAAUUUUAGACAAUCACUAGAUCGCUUUGCUGGGUAGGAGAGGGGUACAGCAGCCACCCUAUAAUGCACUUUUAAUGGAAGAUGCUUUAAAAAAAAAAAAAAAAGUAUUAUCCAUGAACAUUUCUAAGUCUAGGGGGUCUACUUACUAAGCCUUGGAGAGAGAUACAGUAUAGAGAGAUAAAGUACCAGCCAAUCAGCUCCUAACUGUCAUGUUACAGGCUGUUUUAAAAUUGACAGGAGCUAGUUGGUAGGUACUUUAGCUCUCUCUAAGGCUUAGUAAAUAGACCCCUAGCUACAGUAUGUAAUGUUGAUUGGAACAUAGAGGAAUACGUAUACAAAUGCAAUGCAAGAGCCUGUUUUGUUGCCUAAUGUUAAAGGGAUCCAGGUAAUGACAUUUUUAAAAUAAAUUAUUUAACAUU
This is a messenger RNA of Pseudophryne corroboree (corroboree frog), 3600 nucleotides long. Its product is annotated as transmembrane protein 229B-like. The coding region runs from base 123 to 602 and encodes 159 amino acids. Lineage: Eukaryota; Metazoa; Chordata; Amphibia; Anura; Myobatrachidae. The transcript is spliced from 2 exons. The record is from RefSeq and is a predicted model, not a curated record.